Glycine soja is the source of this 545-nucleotide messenger RNA. RefSeq lists its product as uncharacterized. The transcript is spliced from 4 exons. NCBI's taxonomy places the organism in Eukaryota, Viridiplantae, Streptophyta, Magnoliopsida, Fabales, Fabaceae. Bases 101 to 469 code for a protein of 122 amino acids. The record is from RefSeq and is a predicted model, not a curated record.
GUUGUUGGAACGGUAGCUACUAUAAACGUAAAGCUACCACCCUUGGAUUUUAUAGAAAGGAAGAGUACUUGUACAAGUUUAAAUAGAGACGGCCGGGGCCAUGGUGCUAAUCAAGAACACUGCUUGUGUUGUGCUUGUAUUUCUUUCUGCUGCCUGGCUAUCCACUGCUCGCAUGAACCCUAAAAGUGUUGCUGUUAGUGAAAUUUCAUAUAUAAAGGCAACGAUUGCAUUUAGUGUUCCAAAAAGUACUACGGUGAAAAGCCUGGCUGCAAUUGAUGAAGGUAACUUGAACAAACUAAGUGAGAAGCUUCUUAUGAGCAAAUCUGGGAAGGUUAUCUCUGCUCCCAAUAUUAAAGCCAAAAGAAAUAAUGCUAGAAGCUGUUUGUCUGAUGAGGUUAAUGGGGAUCCGUUGGCUUUUACUGCUGAUUAUCGUCGACCAGUCCAUCACCCACCUAAGAAUAACAAAUGAACUCUUAAUAGUUCAUCCUCUUAAUAUAUGGAAGAUAUUUGAGUGCUUUUGUUUUGUUUAUCUUAUCCUUUAUAUA